AUGUUAUAUCAAAAUACUCAACAGAAUAAAAUAUAUUCUACUGUAGGUUGCGAACAAAAUGAUGCGGAUAAUAACGAACCCAAUGUCGCUAUUCAUGCUAAUCCACAUGAUGACAUAGGACUAAGCCAUAAUGUUACCUCCAAUACGUCUAAAAAAGAGGAUAAUAUCCCAAAUAACAUUCCUGGCGGCAUAGUCCAUGGUCAUAUUCACAAUUACAAUAAUUUGACUUACAUUCAUGGUCACAUCCACAAUCAUAAAAAACAAAAUUCCAUAACCGAUGAUACUAAUAAAAAUCACAAUGUUGCUACCAAAACUGUACCAAAUACUGAUGUUAUUGAUCAUACUGGUGAUGCCAUCCCUAGUGGGACGACGGAGUACAAUUUAAGCUGUCCCGGUGUUUAUAAAAAUGCUGAGAAGAACGAAAAUAAUGCUUCUAUAUGCAAUAAUUUUGAUGAUUGCCAACAUUUCGAGUUUAUCAAUUAUCACAACUUUAAUUUAUUUGAUCAUGACGAAAGCCUUUUCAAUCGUACAUUAAAUCCUACUACCGAUUUAGAUUUAUUAUCUAAUUUCAAUAGCAUAAGCGCAACCAACACUAGUAAUCAUGAUAAUUAUGGAAGUAAAGAUUAUCUGACCCCCAACAGUCAUAAUCAUUUUUUCCCAUCACAGGACACCAGUUUAACCGACAAAAAUGAUUACACUGAUUCUACGGAAAACACUUUUUUUGUAAAUGACAGUGCAGAUGAAAAUAAAGCAUUAACGCCCGUUUUAUUAUUAUCUCAAAAUACUAACACCGAUACUAAUAACAAGCGAUUAUAUACCGAAGGAAAUAAAAUUGACAAAAAUGAAAAGAAAAAAAAAUUAUGUACUAAAAAAAACUGUUUUCCAAGAUUGGUAGAAAUAUGCUGCGAUAAUGUACACAAUGUCGAUACCUCUAAUGAAACAAGCACAAAUACAAAUAAAGAUAUAAAUAGUUCCGAAACUUCCUGUAAGACCCUUACUGAAAAUCAAAAAAAUGGCUCCACCACUAAUCCAAAUAAUUGCGACUUAAAUAAAAAUAAUAAUGGAAACUGUUUAAACGACACAGAAGUCUUAUUUUUAGAGCCACCAAGUGCCACCUCCAUGUUUCAAUCCUUAUCUAAUGCGUCUUCUGAAUUAAUAGAUUGUACUUUAACCUGUCCUCAUACAAAUAUCAGCAAUAAUUUUGACAAAAUUACUGUAAACAAUAAUUCUGCUGGUAUUUCUCACGAUCAUAUAUUUAACUCUAAAACUGAUUCAAAAAUAAUAGAGGAUUUUGUUAGUAUUUCUAAUAUGUAUGAUUUCCCAUUUGGUAAACAUCACCAUCACCAACACCAUCAGAAACAAGAUGCUAGUGGUAACAAAAAUUCCGCAACACCCUCUUCUCCAUCUACUAAUACCAAGUUUAAUGAUAUUACCAAUGAUAAAAAUCAAGUCAAUGGUAAUAUGAUCAAUAGCGACAAUGAUAAAAAUAAUUUAAAUUUAUUGGAUUCAUCUUUGAAAAAAAACCCCAAUGCAACUCAUGGAAACAGUAGUUAUGGUCACCAUCAUCAUCAUCAUCACAAAUUAGAAUUACAUGAUCAUUCUGCUGAAUUUAAUAACAUAUUAUUAAACAGUAAUAAUAACGAAAAUCUUAAUUCCAACAUUGGCACAAUUUUUAAUCAUUUUAGCGAUAACAACAACAACAACAACAACAACAACACCAUCACUACUACUCCUACUACUACAACUGAUAAUAACAACGGAAGCAGCUUUACUUCUAAUUUACACACCAUUCCCUCAAUGAACUGUAGACCAGUUAGUAAAGAAAGAUCCACGUUGAUGGACUGUUUUAAAUUUCAUCAUCAGCCUCAUAUCAAUACAAGCACUGACAAUACUGUAGAAAAUACCAACACAUCUGCGUCUGAAUUCGAUACAACAAAACACCAUUUUCAUCCAGCUAUCUCGCCUGGUACACAUGGGAUAUACUCUACUCAGAUCAAUUUCAAUUGGCAUCUCCAGCAACUUGGAGAAGAAAAUAAUGGCAAUGACUCUUCGACUUUGAAAGCUAACGCAGAUACUAAUACGGGUAAAAACUUGGCUCAUUUCCCAUGCAAAUGGGAUGAAUGCAAAGUUGAAUUUGACACUUUACUCGACUUACAAGGACAUAUGCUACAUGAUCAUGUGGACGAAAGCUCCCAAAAUUGCGAAUGGUUAAAUUGUGAGUUUCAUGGUGAUGAUAUAUGCUCUUUAGUCAACCAUAUAAAUGAUUGCCACGGUAUUGGGUUCCAAAUGGAAAUGGCCAAUAUUGAACAUUCAAAUGAUUUGAAUUAUGGUCAGCAGCAUCAUGCCUGCAUCCCUCCUAAGGUGAAUGACAUCAUUAAACAAGAUAAUAUCAAGGCAAUACCACCUAAUAGUACUGACAUUCAACAAGUGCUCAGCACCACAUGGCCAGACAAAGAUUCCGGUUACAAAUGCCAUGAAGGCAAUUCGUUACAUCGUUGUAAAUGGAGUGGUUGUAAUGAAACGUUUAAAAACUGCUGUGAUUUAGACAAGCAUUUGCAAGAAUUUCAUUUAGAAAAGGGUAAAAGCAUGUAUAAUUGCCUUUGGGGAAACUGUAAUAAAUCUUUUAAACAAAGACAAAAGUUGCAACGCCAUUUAAAGGUUCAUUCAUGUUACAAGGGUUACAAGUGUGAUGUUUGUGAUAAAAGUUUUUCCACUAAAGAUGUCUUACGACAACACAUGAAUACUCAUAACGAUUUUAAAUUAUAUACUUGUGCAGUUUGUCACAAAGGAUUUAAUUCACAAAGCUCCCUGAAAAUCCACUUUAGAAUACACACUGGAGAAAAGCCGUUAAGUUGUAAAAUAUGUGGGAAAAAGUUUAAUGAACACUCAAACUUGUCUAAACAUAUAAAGACACAUAUGCACAAGUACAAAUGUCCCGAGUGUACUAAGAGUUUUAACACGCUGGAGAAAUUAAAUAAUCAUCAACAAAAUAUUCAUCAUAAAUGA
Messenger RNA from Saccharomycodes ludwigii, 3006 nucleotides. RefSeq names its product Zap1p (gene ZAP1). The record is from RefSeq and is a predicted model, not a curated record. Gene Ontology annotation, biological process: regulation of transcription by RNA polymerase II. The transcript has a single exon. Bases 1 to 3006 code for a protein of 1001 amino acids. Gene Ontology annotation, molecular function: RNA polymerase II cis-regulatory region sequence-specific DNA binding; DNA-binding transcription factor activity, RNA polymerase II-specific; zinc ion binding. Lineage: Eukaryota; Fungi; Ascomycota; Saccharomycetes; Saccharomycodales; Saccharomycodaceae. Gene Ontology annotation, cellular component: nucleus.